UCCAGAAGCCAGAACUCAGUCAACUGAAAACCAGACCAAGUCUACUGUUCUUCACAGCUGCUUGUUUUGUUUACAAAGAAAUCAUCUAUUGGAAAACUGUAUGCAGUUUAAAGCAAAAAUGCAUCGGGACAAGUUGACCUUCAUUAAACAAAAGGGGAUUUGUUUCGGUUGUCUGAAAGUUGGUCACACAAGCAAAGACUGUAGGAGUCGUUUGGAUUGCAACUUGUGUCACCAAAAGCAUCCAGGGGUUCUUCACAUCGAGCAAAAGGAGCCAGGAGCCUCUUCAGAACAAAUCCAACAGACAACAAGUUAAAGUUAAAAGUCAAAAGAGCAACAAAGUUGUACAAACGUAUGCAUUUCUUGAUCCAGGAAGUUCAGGUACGUUUUGUACAGAAACUCUGGCAAAAAGUCUGAACUUAAAGGGCAAAAGGACAAAUAUUCUGCUGAGAACAAUGAAUCAAAAUAAGAUUGUUAAUGUACAAGUUUUGUCUGGUUUGGAAAUCUCUGAAUUGAAAACAAAUGACUUCAUAGCAUUGCCAGAUGUUUUGACUCAAAGGACUAUGCCAGUUUCUACACUGAAUAUUCCCCAGCAAAAGGACAUUGAUCAGUGGCCUCAUCUUAAACCUGUACAGCUUCAUAACAUCAAUGCAGAUGUGGAGCUACUGAUAGGAACUGAUGCUUCAAAUGUUUUAGAGCCCUGGGAGGUGAUAAACAGUGUGGAUGGUGGGCCUUAUGCUGUAAAAACUAAAGUUGGCUGGGUCAUAAAUGGUCCUCUGCGCAGUGGAAACAGCAGAAAUAAAAAUAUCUGCACUGCUGUAACAGCCAACAGGAUCUCUGUUGAGCAUCUUAAAGAAAUGCUGGUCAAUCAGUACAAUCAUGACUUUAAUGAAAGAUCAUCAGAGGAGAAAACUGAAAUGUCUAGAGAGGAUUUGCAUUUUAUGAAGAUUGUUAAUAACUCAACAAAACUUGUUGGAAGUCAUUAUCAUAUUGACUUACCUUUCAGGAGUGAAAGUCCCAGCUUGCCAAAUAACAUCUGUGUUGCAGAGCAGCGCCUCCAGAGCCUCAGGAGGAGAUUUGAAAAGGAUGCUCAGUACAAGGAGGAAUAUACUGCAUGUAUGAACAACAUGCUGCAACAAGGAUAUGCUGAGGCUGUACCAGCAGAUGAGCUACAGAAAGGUAAUGGACAACUGUGGUACAUUCCUCAUCAUGGAGUGCAUCAUCCCACAAAAGGCAAGUUAAGAGUUGUAUUUGAUUGUGGAUCAACUUAUAAAGGAGCAUCACUGAACAGUCAGCUUCUGCAGGGACCUGACCUCACAAACUCUCUGGUUGGAGUUCUCAUCAGAUUUAGAAAAGAGCCUGUUGCACUAAUGGCUGACAUUGAUGCCAUGUUUCACCAAGUGUAUGUCUCUGAGAAACAUGUCAACUUUCUCCGUUUCCUGUGGUGGAAAGAUGGUGACACUUCAAAACCUGCACAGGAGUUCAGGAUGUUGGUUCAUUUAUUUGGAGCAGUGUCUUCACCAAGCUGUGCAAAUUAUGCUCUGCAAAGAACUGCUGAUGAUAACGUACAACAGUUUCCAGCUGAAGUGGUUGAUACAAUCAACAAUAACUUUUAUGUGGAUGACUGUUUAAAAUCUGUUCCCACAGAAGAGGAUGCAGUGCACAUGGUGAAGAGUUUAACAGAGCUUUGCUCUAAAGGAGGAUUCAUGCUUUCAAAGUGGGUAAGCAACAGCCGCACAGUGCUCAUGUCAAUCCCAGAGGAAAGGAGAGCAAAAGAAAUUAAAAGUCUGGACUUGGACAAAGAUCAACUUCCAGUUGAGAGAGUACUGGGUUUACAGUGGAGCAUUGAAACUGAUGAGUUCAAGUUCAGAACAUCUUAUGCCAGCUAA
Messenger RNA from Fundulus heteroclitus (mummichog), 1886 nucleotides. RefSeq lists its product as uncharacterized. Bases 453 to 1886 code for a protein of 477 amino acids. The record is from RefSeq and is a predicted model, not a curated record. The transcript is spliced from 3 exons. NCBI's taxonomy places the organism in Eukaryota, Metazoa, Chordata, Actinopteri, Cyprinodontiformes, Fundulidae.